AUGUAUGUGAAAUGGUUUAAUAUAGUAAUGUUUUACUAUGUGAUUUUAGUGAAUGUCACUUUUUGUCAUUUUCAAAUUUCCCGCCGUUCCGUCCCCGUACGUUCCGACGUCGCAGGGGACGGAACCCAGAAGACAGAUGCCGGCAUCCGCCGGAGGACAUUACAGAGGACACUGCAGGACAUCGUGGGAGCGCAGGACAAGGUAAGAGAAGAACAGAUCCCGGAGCAGCGCCGCAUGGUAAGUCCGAGUGUAGCUCGGGGUUACCGCCUGUGCUACAUUUGGGAAUACCGCCAGGGAGGCUACGAA
Staurois parvus is the source of this 306-nucleotide messenger RNA. The record is from the annotation of a GenBank genome assembly. NCBI's taxonomy places the organism in Eukaryota, Metazoa, Chordata, Amphibia, Anura, Ranidae.